This is a messenger RNA of Bombus terrestris (buff-tailed bumblebee), 5843 nucleotides long. It is a transcript of the gene GABA-B-R1, whose product is annotated as gamma-aminobutyric acid type B receptor subunit 1. Gene Ontology annotation, cellular component: G protein-coupled receptor heterodimeric complex; membrane. The record is from RefSeq and is a predicted model, not a curated record. Bases 521 to 3079 code for a protein of 852 amino acids. Gene Ontology annotation, molecular function: G protein-coupled GABA receptor activity. Lineage: Eukaryota; Metazoa; Arthropoda; Insecta; Hymenoptera; Apidae. The transcript is spliced from 11 exons. Gene Ontology annotation, biological process: gamma-aminobutyric acid signaling pathway; G protein-coupled receptor signaling pathway.
AGUGAACCGUAAGGUCUAAUCGUUUAUAUAUUGAUCUUCUAGAAGAAACCUAGAGCACAGAGCCACCCUAUCCCCACUACGAUCCUUGAAAGCCGGGAUGAAAUCAAUAGAAAGCUCACGCGAACUCUCCGUCUUCGGUAAAUUCAUUCGCACGCGAAAUUUCACGGCGUAUCGCGCAGGGAGGAGCGUCGAGACCGGGCGAACGCGAUGGAGAACGCGAACACACGAUUUUAAUGCCGCGUACGUCGCGUUGCGUUUGGGACACCGAGAAUAUCGGAACAUUCCCUCGAGUGCAUCGUUCUCUGUUCGCAAAAUCCCGAACGGUGGUAAAAUCAUCGUUCCACGGAUUAGUGAUUCUCGUUCGAAAACGAUCAGCGAUCAACGACGAUGGCUGUGUUUCACGUAAAGAAAUUACGAUACUCGGCAUCGUGCUGUUGGGGUGUGUCGUAGGGCAAACAGAAAGUAUAGAAGCUUUAAGCUUGCUCAAUCGAAUAAAUGACAAAAUUUGGCAAACGACGUGAUGAUAGGGCUUGUUAUAUUUUUAACGUUGACGGGUGCGAUCGGGGGUUCGUUACCUCCCGACGACGCCGACAAUGUGUUGCAUAUCGGUGGCAUUUUUCCCAUACGAGGAAAGGGUGGAUGGCAGGGUGGCCAGGCUUGCAUGCCAGCAGUGAACCUGGCUCUAGAGGAUGUUAACCGUGAAAAAAAUUUGUUACCUGGAUUCAUACUGAAGCUUCACUCGAACGAUAGCGAGUGCGAGCCAGGACUCGGUGCCUCGGUGAUGUACAAUUUAUUAUACUAUAAACCACACAAAUUAAUGUUGUUAGCCGGAUGUAGUACGGUAUGUACGACCGUCGCUGAAGCAGCGAAAAUGUGGAAUCUGGUAGUGUUGUGUUACGGUGCGUCAUCUCCUGCGUUGUCGGAUCGAAAUCGGUUCCCGACGCUUUUCAGGACACACCCGUCAGCCACGGUGCACAAUCCCACGAGAAUUAAACUGUUGCAAAAAUUUGGCUGGUCUCGAGUGGCAAUCUUGCAGCAAGCCGAAGAAGUGUUCAUAUCUACCGUAGAAGAUUUAGAGGCACGUUGCAAGGAAGCAGGAAUAGAAAUAGUUACGCGUCAGAGCUUCCUGUCGGACCCGUCGGACGCGGUGAGAAAUCUGCGUCGCCAAGAUGCCAGAAUCAUCGUCGGUUUGUUUUACGUGGUGGCCGCGAGAAGAGUUCUCUGCGAAUUGUAUCAUCAGAAUCUGUACGGCAAAAGUUACGUGUGGUUCUUCAUCGGUUGGUACGAGGAUAAUUGGUUCGAGAAGAACUUGGAAACGGAGGGAAUCACGUGCACGAUAGAACAAAUGAGGCGCGCGGCUGAAGGACACUUGACGACCGAGGCUCUCAUGUGGAAUCAAAAUAACGACACGACAAUCAGCGGGAUGACUUCCGAGGAUUUUAGGCAGAGAUUAAACAAAGUGCUGAAGGAAAGCAGCUUCGACAUCGAUAACAAUCACUACCCCGAAGGAUAUCAAGAAGCGCCCCUCGCUUACGACGCGGUUUGGUCGGUGGCGUUAGCUUUCAAUAAAACAAUGGAGAAGCUGAGUAAGCAAGGAAAGAGUCUAAAGAACUUCACCUACACCAACAAGGAGAUAGCAGACGAAAUUUACUCGGCGAUCAACUCCACUCAGUUUCUAGGGGUAUCUGGAUACGUUGCAUUUAGUUCGCAAGGUGACAGAAUCGCAUUGACCCAAAUCGAGCAAGUGGUCGAUGGAAAGUACGUUAAGUUGGGAUAUUACGAUACGCAAAGCGACAAUCUGACUUGGAGGAAUAUGGAAAGGUGGAUCGGUGGCAAAGUACCUCAGGAUAGGACCAUCGUAAGGACCGUUCUAAGGACAGUCUCGUUGCCUUUGUUUAUUUGCAUGGGAACUAUAUCAUCGGUGGGAAUCGUAAUAGCGCUGGCAUUAAUAAUUUUUAAUAUAUGGAACAGGCACAGAAGGGUUAUAAUGUCGUCGCAUCCUGUGUGCAAUACAAUAAUGCUUGUUGGAGUGAUAGCGUGUCUGGUGUCGGUGUUUCUGUUGGGAAUCGAUGGUAGAUUCGUUGCACCGUGGGAAUAUCCAGCUAUCUGCCAGGCUAGAUCCUGGAUGUUAUCUACGGGAUUUACUCUGGCGUUCGGCGCGAUGUUCAGCAAAGUGUGGCGGGUCCACAGACUCACGACAAAAACGAAAGCCGAUCAAGCGAAAUUGUUCAUGGCUAAACAAAAAGUUUCGUCCAUACAGAAGAAAGUUCAACCGUGGAAGCUGUAUACGAUGGUAAGCGGACUGUUAGCGGUGGAUAUAGUGUUGUUAGUCUCCUGGCAAGUAUUCGAUCCUUUGCAAAGAAAGAUGGAAACCUUUCCGUUGGAGUCGUCUUCGUCUGGCGAUGACGACGCAAUGAUCAGACCCGAGUUGGAGCAUUGCGAGAGCAUACACAAUAAUAUUUGGCUUGGUUUGGUUUACAGCUACAAAGGAAUAAUUCUGGUAUUCGGACUGUUUUUGGCGUACGAAACGAGGAGCAUCAAAGUUAAACAGAUCAAUGAUUCUAGAUACGUCGGGAUGUCGAUAUACAACGUGGUUGUUCUCUGUUUGAUCACAGCGCCGGUGACGAUGGUGAUUGCCAGCCAGCAAGACGCUAAUUUCGCUUUCGUUGCACUCGCCAUUAUUUUCUGCUGUUUCUUAAGCAUGGCGCUGAUCUUUGUGCCUAAAGUGAUCGAAGUGAUCAGGCAUCCGAAAGACAAGGCCGAAUCUAAGUACAAUCCGGACGUGGGCAUGUCGAAGGAAGACGAGGAAAGGUAUCAGAAGCUACUUAGCGAGAACGACGAGCUUCAGAAACUGAUCGCCGCGAAGGAAGAAAAGAUCAAACUUCUGAAACAGACGUUGGCCGAGCGAGACACGCUGAAAGGUGGCAGCGGAAACGUUCCGAAGGAUUCGUUGAUAGUCGCCGAUUUUGUAACCGGCGAGGGGACUUCGGAUAGCGCAAUCGGUGGGGGUAUUUCUGUUUAUACUCAAUCAUCUCGAGCUUCUGCUUCUGACUUUGAGUUUUCAGGAUCGUACUUGUAGAUUCGCCGUGCGUUAAGUUUCUGCCCUUUCUGGCUGGAUCGUAACGAAUUUAAGAAACUGGGACCUAAAUGGAUAAAAGUACAUAUGUUGUUCUCUUCUUACGACGACGUUUACUUUUAAGUUCUUUUUAGAGGCUAUCGAAUUACGCGACGUAUUUUCUCGUUGUUUAUCUCUUUUUUGCAAAGUACUAUUACAUACUAUCGCACACCGAAUGACACUCGUUGCAAUUUUUAGCGAAACUUCGAAAGGGAAACGACGCACCAAAGUUCUGAAAUGCAAACGGGCGACUCGUUAGCUCGAGACAGCUUUGUUUCUAAGUUCGUAGUUCGUAGGAUGCGCUGCCUCCUGCCGAGGCGGCGCACUCUGUGUCGUGUACUCGGUGUCUAAACGUAUAAAUGUUGGAUGUAUGUAUAUAACAAACAAAGUAAUAGGUGUGCGUAUGCGUAGUACGAUUAGUAGCUCUCUGUGUAAAACAAAUCCAUACGCGCGAGAUAUUGUUAGGUAUAAUAGAUCGCAAGUUGGCCUACGACUAUCGCGCCGUUCUCGUUUACAACGAUCUUUUUCGUUACCUAUUAUCGAGAUUUUAUUAUUAUACAGAUAUUUGUACUGAGAAGUUUUAUCAAACGAAUCAAUUCUUAAUUAAAUCACGAUUAGAUAAAUUUACACUAAUCGCAUUGGUCGCAUAAAUCGAUUACGUAACACGGACCAAACACUUCGUAAAAUAUUUCCUGUUAACUUUCGAAUACUUUAUGCAAAAUACGCAAUUGUCCGUGCAUUAUUAUCAUGCAUCGUAUUGGUGCAAAACGCGACAAUGUAGGACGAUCCGAAUUUCUUCGCGCACGUUUAUACGGGUCCAAGAAACGAAUAGAGAAACAUGAAAGAAAGGAACGUUUUCGUUUAUUCGCGAAUAUUAUACGUUCCACACGAGGUACAAAAGAUCGCUUAAAUUAUUGGAUAUUGUAUAAUUUGAAUCGCGAUCCGUUUAGUCAAAACGUGAGAAGCAUCGCGAACGUUUCGUUUGCCGCAGGCCUAAAUCUUUUUACAUAGUCCACGCAUGAUUUGCAACAAUUGCAGUUAAAUCUCGUUAGACGAUAACCUGGUCGUUUUCGAGACAGCGAAUCGAUGCGAACCUCAUGAAGUCUGCUCCCAAAUUGUACGAAACGUUGCACGGUACGCGAAAUUGGUGUUCGAUCGCGGGCAACAAGGUACACACGUAAAACAGUGAACGUGCUAACGAGAUUUAAACGCUUGAAACAUUGCGCCAUUCAUAAAUAAUUUGGGAGUCUUGAUGAGGUGGAUCGACGUGCUUUAUGGCCAGUUAACGCUUAAUCUUUCAGAUUGCACCCUCUGAUGACUGAUCUAAAUGUAAAGGUGCUCGGAUGCUCGAGUCCGAUCAAAUAUCAAUUAUUUAUGAAUGGGCAAAGAAACUUUCUACGUUUACCCCGUAUAAUAUCUGAAGGAUUAUCGUUUUUGAAUUCUUGUUUUUAGAAACGGACCAGGUUGGCUGAACACAAGAACCCCGUCGAUUAGGAUGACAAAAGCAAUACGAGCAUACGAACGUACGAAAGGGCUAAAAGCCACGACAAAACGCUCUAUUUCUCUUUCUCUUCUAAAACUAGUUAAAUGUACACACAUGCAUAAUUCCAAGGGAACUGCAUGUUCUUAUUUUGUGAUCGGAAACAAAUCGGAAAUCGUAUUUGUAGCGAUAAAAAUUCAAUUCAAUCAUUGCAUCGCCGAUGAGUUAUUUCGCCACGCAUAUCUCGUCUAUAGAAGAGAUUAUUUCAUUGGAAUGAGAUUUCCUCAGAGAGGCGGCUUGGAAAUGCCCCUUGAAUUUAUAAAUGUGCAAUUCAGUUAACGUUACGAUUUAAUCGAAACUUAAGAUAUUGUAUCCAACAGGAUACACUCUGAGGAUUCUUUUAACGGAAUGUCAAAGUUUCAAAUUUUACAAACACGAACGUUGAAAUAUUUGAAAAUCUUGAGUUCAGAAACUAUUUCACGUUAUCAAUGGGAAAAUAAUGUGAUUUGACUGCAAUUCAAAUUUUAUCGGUACACAAGACGACUUACGUGUAUGUAUAACGUAGAUUGAACAAGCCACGAAGCACAACUUUUUCGUACUUGCGUUUCAAUUUCACCAUUCCACGUAUACAUGACGUUUAGACAGAUUUUACGAACUUCUGUUGAAUUGUUUCUAGUAAUAAUCAUUAUCGCGCUCAUCCACGUAUUUUUUACUAUAUUUCUUCGAUUGACUGUUGCGCGAAUUGCGCUUGAUUACUAUAUUAUUAUACGAUAUACAUAUACUAGUCUUAUCAAACUGUUAAAGAAAGUAUCAUAUAUAUAUACGUUAGAAUAUGGAGAUAUAUUUAUUUUUAAGUUUUUAAAUUAUAAAAUUCGUUAAAAAUUCAUAUUGUAUCUGUUAUUGAUUACCCUGCGCUUAUGGGAAAAGCGUUCGCUCUCGAAUCCAUUAAUCGUUCACGGAUCUUUGCUGUGUUACAGUUGCAUAAUCGAAACAAUGUGCUUUCGAAUUUAAAAUCGCAAGUACUUAAUUCGCGUGAAUGCAUCGUAAUUUUACUAUCGUGAACUUUAAAAAGUUUGCAGGAAAUCAAACGAACUUUGUUUGAGAGAUAUUAAAGGACGACACGUAUGAUUCUCUAAAGAAAUACGUAUAUUUAAUACAUCAUAGAUCCAUAUGGCGAUUAUGAAAAAUAUGUAGUACAAAUGAAAUACAAUUGUAUUAAAAAAUCAAAUAAACUUAGUUACAAUUUAA